GGCUGCUCUCUCUCUCUCCUUAUCGGCCCUUCAUUGCCGACUAUUCUCCUUGACGAGCUCGUCAUGGAUCCCAAGGAGGCCGGUGGGGCUGAGAAGGAGAAGGUGAUCAAGCGGAGGAACCGGCCCGUGUUCCUGCGCUACCUGGAGAGGAGGAAGACAGACAGCAUUGUGGUGGAUGACACGUCCAAAGGUGACAUCAACCUGGGGACGCUGGUGAGGCGGAGUCAGUCGGACAAGACGGAGUACAGCGCUAAACUUAAAGAAAAAAUGUCACCGCAUGACUUGUCCACCCCCGCCUCACCAGCGCUAGAUCCAGAGGAGGUCCGUUUAAGAAAGAUGAAGCGCAGGUCAAAGGUCAUUCAAGAGCUGAUGCAGACUGAAAAAGACUACCUCACUGACAUGGAGCUGUGCAUUCGGGAGGUGGUGCAGCCUCUAAGAAACCUGCAGGUCAUAGAUGUAGAUCGACUGUUUACUAACAUGGAGACAGUGUGCGAGGUAUCAGCCACACUCCUUCACAGACUCCAGGACGCCAUGUCAGACCCGGAUCCGGAGGCCGUCGUUAUAGGAGAAGUAUUCAUUCAGGCCAAGGCAGCUUUAGAAGACGUGUAUAAGAUUUACUGUUACCAUCACGACGACGCCAACAUGUCACUGGAAUCCUAUGAGAAAGAGGAAGAAGUAAAGCAACAUUUCACCACAUGUGUAUUAUCACUGAAAACAAUCUACGACCUAGAAGGGAAGCCCAACCUGCUGGACAUGGGUUCGCUGCUCAUAAAGCCAGUACAAAGGAUCAUGAAGUACCCACUCCUGCUUGGCGAGCUGUGGCAGGCCACACCUGAAGACCACCCCGACUUCCGGCCGCUGCAAGAGGCCUUUACUGCUGCAAAGAUCAUAAACGUCAACAUCAACGAGUUCAAGAGGCGCAAAGACAUAGUAAUGAAGUACAAAAAUUCAGAAGAUGAAGGAACUCUGCGCAAACUUCACAAGUUCAACAUCCACUCAAUCAGGAAGAAAAGUGACAGGUUUGCUGGUUAUCUCAAGAUCCUCACAGGAGUUGAACCACAGGUGAGAGAUGAAGUAUUCGAUAGAGAGGAGAAGCUGUUCAGGAGUCUGGAGAAAGCUGUAAGGCAGUUGGUUAAAAAUGUCCAAAGUUACUUGCAGUAUGUUCAGGAGAUGGUGUCUGUAGCUGUUCACGAUGUCCAUGAAAUGGAAGGCAUCAUUAAGGAUUCAAACGGAUCAUCGUACAACAAAAACGACGACCCCUAUGAACAUUAUAAAGACAACAUGGAGCGCCUGGUCCUCGCUCCACUCUCCUCUCUUCAGGGUAUGUUCACCGCGCCACAGAAGCUCAUCCAAAAACGUUACGACAAACUGCUGGAUUACUGCAGCCGCCUGGAGCGUUCGUCUUCGUUCUCAUCCUCGCAAUCAACCUCCUCAUCAUCACCGUGCCUGACGUCCGUAGACCCGCCCGGUCCUGCCAGGAGGGACUACGAGGCUCUCAAUGCUUUGCUAGUGGAGGAGUUAAAGCAAUUCAACAUUGCAGCAAACACCAUUUUUAACAACUGUGUGGUUUAUUUAGUGGCCUUGUUCAUAGGGCUGAUGGAUGAAAUGCUGCUGGGUGCUCCUUCCAUACAGCAGUUACCAGCUCCGUUGUCCAACAUUGCUGAGGUGCAGAACAGCAUCAUGGAUGAGCUAAACAAUCUGACUUUUGUCAAGGAGAACGCACACAAGUUAAUGGAGCGGAAAGUCAGCUUUGAGAGGCAACGAGACAAGAAAAUUGCGACGCCGGAGGUGGAGCAUCAGACAGAAGAACAACGUGCCCGACUGCUGGCUGAAUAUCCACCAAGUCGUCUGUACCUGCUGAAAAGGAAGUGUAAUGGCUGCCAGGAGCAGGACCUUAGUCUCCUGGAGGGGGAGCUGGUGGCUCUGCUGGAGGACAUGGACCCUCUUGGCAGCAGCAGCCGCUGGCUGGUUCACACUGGAGGCGCACAGGGCUACGUCUACUCCACAUUCCUGAAGCAGUACAACCCUCUGCGGGACUCGCAGCGGCGAGGCCAAGCGGCCAAGCAGCAGCAACAGCAGCAGCAGCCGCUCACCAUGGCCGACGAGGACUUUGACAACCUGAGCCUUUUUGUAUCGGGCAGUGGGAGCAGUAGCCUGCGGAGCUUUAGUCUCAACACCCCAGACAGCAGCUUCAACCUCUCAGGCCUUCAGGGGGAAGUGGAAAGCACCACUGAAGACUUGGACGCAUCACCUGACACCGACAAUCAACAGUACUAUGCUGUAUAUGCAUUUCAAGCCCGUUGCGACCAGGAGCUGACCUUGCAGGAAUACCAGCACGUUCGCAUCCUGCAGUUCUGCGACCUGGGAGGCAACAAGGAUUGGUGGCUAGCGGAGGCUGCCGGUCAAAAAGGAUACGUCCCGGCUAACUACCUUGGCAGGAUGUCUUACGCUUAAACAAAAAGGAUCAGGUUGUUUUAAAUCUAUAUUGUUUCACUGACAGUUUUAAACGAAUGUCAACUAUUUCAGAUUUGUGCAAACAAACGGUUGAUCUUGUCAUAUUGACAACGUGACCUCCACGAAGAACAUGUGAUGUUUCAAUUUUUAAAAUACAAGCUGCUGUGCCAAGCACUUUUGACUGUAUGUCCCACAGUGUUGAGUUUAGAAGUCACAUUUAUGAAGUCAGAUUUUAUAUAUGGAAUGCUUUAGAUGAAGUAUGUGAAAUGAUUCACCAACAAACUUUGAAUGUGAAAUGAAAUAGUCUACGUGUCAUUGUUCAUAUUUUAUUAUGUCAUGAUUAAA
This is a messenger RNA of Entelurus aequoreus (snake pipefish), 2799 nucleotides long. It is a transcript of the gene arhgef38, whose product is annotated as Rho guanine nucleotide exchange factor (GEF) 38. Lineage: Eukaryota; Metazoa; Chordata; Actinopteri; Syngnathiformes; Syngnathidae. The transcript is spliced from 14 exons. The record is from RefSeq and is a predicted model, not a curated record. The coding region runs from base 64 to 2454 and encodes 796 amino acids. Gene Ontology annotation, molecular function: protein binding; guanyl-nucleotide exchange factor activity. Gene Ontology annotation, cellular component: cytoplasm. Gene Ontology annotation, biological process: intracellular signal transduction.